Messenger RNA from Rodentolepis nana, 219 nucleotides. Lineage: Eukaryota; Metazoa; Platyhelminthes; Cestoda; Cyclophyllidea; Hymenolepididae. The record is from the annotation of a GenBank genome assembly.
AUGACCAAUCAGUCCCCUUCUACUCAAUUUGGGGUCUCUUGUCUCGGUCCUAAUAUCUCUCGUUCUGACAACAAACCUGGAAAUGUGAAGGAGCAGCACUUUGAGCUACAAUGGGAAGAGGCAGUUCUUCGCCUAACAGGAACAGCCGGCUUUGUCGAGAGUUUUCAGAUUCCUUUUGCUAUCCCUAAACCCGAUACCAUGACUCAACUAUUACCAUGA